CUAGAGAACACACAUUUCCUGUUAAUUCCUUUGUCUCGUACCUCAGUGCAUAAGGAUCAGGGAAAGGCACUAAUUUAUUUCAAGUGCCUGAAUCAGUAGGAUUUUGUUUUUCCCUCUAAUUGAAUGAAAAUCAAGCUCUGUAGUAAAAUAUUUUAAAAACAUUUAAUCCCAUUUCCUGAUGGGAAAAGAUGCAAGUGCUGUUUGGCACACCCACAGCCAAGCUGAAACUGUGCAUGAAUCAAAUUAGCAAUUUGACUUACAUUUUACUGGCUUCUCCUUUCAUUUGCCCGUCUCUGCUUGCUUUUUUGUUUUUUUAAGCAAAACCGCAAAGCUCAUUAGCACUGUUUUUGGCAUGUCAUGAGUCAUUAAAUUUGGAAGUAAUUUGUAGCAUUCAAAGACUGCUGUCCACAAACUAUUUACCCCAGAAAAUAUUGUAGAUUAAAUUAGAUUUUUUUUAGUCUAAAACAAGUUGUUUGAAGAUUGCAGCUGAAAUGCAAUCCACUAUAUAUUGUCAACCUGUUUUUGAUGUUACCUAUACUGAUUAGUUUACAAAUUGCACACGAUUACUGUGGGUACUGAAGAGUUUACUUUUGGUUUUUGUGCUUUAUAAAGAAAAAUGAAGGCAUUUUAUAUAUUUUUAUGCUGAAAAAUGUUGCAGCUUUCUUUGCGGAUGUCAGCAUAUCUUGAUCUCUGCAUUGCCAGCACCCAGGAUACUUUCUCCAUUUGAAUUACUUCCCACUGCCAUAACUUUGGGGCUGCCAACUUUAUUUUGAGAGCUCUAUUAAUUGUUUGAGAAAUGGGUGGGAAAAUUCCUUGCACCUGGAAAGCUCAGAGGGAUAAAGCUCAAGACAUCCUUUCCCUUGUGGUUCUUCACCUGUGAGUUUGUCCUGGAAUAGCAAUAAAAAUUCCGUGGACCAUGUUUUAUGUGAGACCAUUAGGCAACAUGAGAAUUUGGGCUUAGCUGCCCUUCAUUCACUGGGACACUGAAAGGUGCCAUUUACAAGCUCAAAGCGCCUGCAGAAAAGCAAAACAGGCUUGUAAACUUAAAUUCUACACCCUGCAAGGUUCCCAGCUUAUAAUGGAGGUUACAGGCCUAGAUUAUCAACACCGAAAAUGUGGUUUAUGGGUUUAAAGGAAAAUUGGAGGAAACUGGGAAACAUCUGCCUACAGAAAUUGGACAGAACAGUCUUUUAUUCCAAUGUCGUUGCUUACUAUCUUGCAUGAAGAAGGUAAAUAUAGAAAUCCAGAUAUGUGAUUCUUCCCAAUAUUGAAUUCUCAGUUUGUUGCAAUAAUCUUAAAUACUUCACUGACUUUUUAGUACACUUAAAUUUCUUCCAGUGCAUCCCUAAACAUGGCUAAUAAACACCACUGAGUUUAAUGGGACUUUCCCCCAGGUAAAUAUGUAUACAACUGCAACCUGUGUUUGCAGAUCUGAAGAUGAAGAUUUUAUCAAUAUUUUUAGAGCAUUUUCCAAUUUACAAAACAAUUUAUCCUUAUCUAAUUUAACCUCUCAAAAAGGCAGGGUAGGGUGAGCAAUAGUAACCUGCCUUUAGUGAUGGAUUUGUGACCCAGCAGGAAUCUGAACCUGGGACCAGCACUGUAGGUGUAGUCCAUCUGGCGGUGAUUGUUUCUGAACCCCUGAUGUCUACAAGCAGCAGUGGAAUUAUUUGUAUGAGUUAAAUUACCUGAGCCAUAUCAUUCUUCCAAAUUCCAAUGUCCCAUUGCUUGCUUGUUCCCAUGUGCUGUGUAAAACUUUGUUGAGGAUAUUGGGAUUCACUGUGGAUCCUGUGGGUAGGACUAGGCCUGCACAGCUUGCAUCCUAUUGCAUGAAUAGAAUAUUGUAAGGAAACUAUCUAAGGAAGAUUAACAUGGAGAAAUGGAUAAUGUGCAUAGACUGGGGUUGUUUUACAUGGCCCAGGGGAUCCAUUUAUAACCUUGAGACUCCCAGGUUUGUGUUAAGCAAGUAUAUAAUUUUAGCUUCCCCUGGCAGUAGAAAUAAGCUUAACAAUAUGAUGGCAAUGCACACUAAAGAAGAAGGAUAAUCAUUUAAGCCUGCAAUCCUGCACCAACCCUGUUGAACUCAGGGGAGUAGAUCUGUAUAGGAUUGCACUGUAGGAAAAACAGAUCCUCAGAUAUUGCUCUCCAAAUAAUCCUCUUGUCUCUUAAAAUGGGCAUGUUGAUUUCUUGUGAUCCCAGACAAAGAAUCUAACAAAAUACAUAGAGCAUGUUCUUUGACAUUUGUAGCACGUAUCCAGAUAAUAUGCAGAUUACAGAAACAACCUGGAAUUGAAACACAAAUUUGAUUCAGCUCUCUGGUUUUUAAUGUUUCUGAACCCAUUCUUUGUGGUGAAAAAAUUGUAUAUUUUUAGGUAAGGGAACCUAUGAAAAUUUCCUUCUACCUUCAUUCAAUGACUGAAUUUUUAACCAGAUGGGAACAAAUGCUUGUUGGUAACGCUAUGGUCAGGACCCAAUUAUGGAAGUUCUGGAAUAACCUUAGGGUUUUUGUGGGGGCUUUUUGGCCUGCUCUCCUACAAAGUCAGUUCUACCUGAAACCCAUCUUUUUCCCACUCCAACCUGCAAAUACUUCUGUGAGCUUGUGUUUUUUUCUGCAUUGGCUGAAUGGUCCAGACAGUUUAAGCCUUCAUCUCUUUUGUGUAGCAAUGUGGCAAUAUAUGCAUGAAUGGUACACUGUUAUAGGCCUUUUUCUGUUGUGACCUAUUCUUUUUCACACUUCAGUUUGCAAAUCAUCAGCCAAACCUGCACAAACAGUGGCCCAGAGUAUGGGUUAGUUAAUACUGGAUUGUCGUUACCUCUGAACCCGAAACUAAGAGUUGUCAACCACAAACCCAGAAUGAGCUAGAGAAUGUCUAGCUUUUUGUGGGGAUGUUAACUGGAUUGUUUGAACUAUGUGUUAUUGUUACAUACAAAUCCAAACCAUGAGUUUACUUCGAUUAUUCACCAGGCUACAGCGGUGGUAGACAAGAAUGAUUAAAACAAAACAAAAUAAAACAGAACUUCUCUGCUUGCCAGGAUUGCUGCUCCCCAUUUGGGAUACAGGGAGGUAAUAGGCAAAGGAGGAGGGAAUCAACUCAGGAACUAGAAAAACAACCUGUGCUUUGCACAAUUGUCUGGCAGACAAAUUAUGGACGAACUUUGGGUUGUUGUUACAUGCAAACCAAAUCAAAUGCUGGAAGGAGAAUCACCUUCACACAUUCUGUUUCUGUUUCACAGUGUAGGUGCCAUUUCAGAGGCUUGGUCUGUAGGUACUUGUACUGGCUGAGCUCAAGUAGACAGCAAGUGAAGAGAAGGUUGUGGUUGUUUUAUCAUUGAUACUAUUGUUUUAACAGGUUAUUGUUUUAUUACAUUGCUACUGUAAGUUGCCUUGAAGUAUAUUGAUACUAUAAGUUUCAAGAGGACAGGUUAAAAAUUCCAUAAAAAAUCAAACCUGUACAGUUCGUUUCCAGUCUGAAAUUGCAAGUACGUAAAGUUAAAUUUUAUCCAUUUCUUGAUUUUCUCAAACCAGUGUAAAGGCUAUUUAGGGUCAAGGUUGGUCCAAUUUCUAGGAAGCUGGGACCCAUGCUCAGCAAUGUUGUUGUAAUAACUUAUGCUUAGAACUUAUUCUCCAUGUAGUCUUAUAACUGAAUUUGGCUGUUUUUUGGGAAGGAAAUUUAUCGUUACAAGUAUUGGCAAUCCCACCUUCUCCCAGAUUAAUUUGAAACUUUUUCUUGUAUAUUUGCCUUUCUAAUAAAUAGGCUUAUAAUUUAUAAAUACUUAACUAACAGUAAUAAUGAUUUCAUUUCAAGGAGUACAUGCAGUUCUUUUUAUUUUAGGUAUACACACUCAACUCACAAAUACAGAUAACUGUGUUGCUAAUUAGAACAAACCAAAAGUGUAAUAGUAGUAUAGUACUUUUAUUAGGAAAAAUGCAAAGGCACAAACUAAGGGAACAGCUUUUACAUUAUCUAGAUAAUUUCUUUGUGCUGUAUUAUAGAUAAGGUUUUACUGAAACACACAUACCCUUCCUUAAGUUUAUAAUGUAGGAUAUGUGUUGCAAAUGAAUACGACAGUCUUGUUCUGACUUAGUAGAUAGCAAAUGCCAUCAAUUAAAAGAUAACUAAUGUUUGAGUAAGAAAAUAUGAGGUGGCACUAGGAAUGUGUCAGAUCAGUCAGUAGAACACCUGAGUAACUUGUGAAGGAUUAUAGUUUAUAGCAGGUGUAACUGCAACCUCCUUUCUGUGAAGUUCUUCACUUUUAAAGAAGACUGAAUCUACUAACUUUUUGUAGACUGAGAUCACAAGUUGUUUAUUGAAGAACAAUCAAAUAGAAAUAAAUAGGAAAGUGAAAUAAAAAUACAAGAACAAUCCGGGGGAAGCCUCUAGCUCCAGCCAAAAUAGUGAACUUUAAAAAUUAUCCCCAUCAUUUUGCAUUAUUCCCUCUCUUUUUCUACAGGCAUAGGAUACACUUCUGAGUAAGACUGACACCAAGAUGUUAGUACCCUUUUCCAUUUGCCACCCUUCUUGCUAUGUGAACAACUGUUUUUCUAUCUCUCAGAAGAUGUUUUGAUUCAGCCAGUGCAUUGUAAGCUUGUUAUAGAAACUUGGUGUGGCAAUACAAACAUGGACCCUAAAAGAGGCUCAGCAAGCAAGGUUGUAUCCUUCCUACUCUACUCUCUGAAACACUGUCAAGGUGUAUUGGGUAGGGACUAAAAGCAAAGUCUACAUAGCCUCCCAUUCUACUUGUUGGUGUUCCAGGGCAAUAGUGAUCAAAUAACCCUGAAGCAUUUCCAGAUUAUAGACAUAUAGUCCAUGAAGGAUGCCUGGACCACAGUUCUUUUUUGCCUGAGAAGCAAUGAUAGGAACUUCUGAGGAGGAGGAGAUUUGAGGUGGGAAAGAAACUUGGGAGACCAUACGGGGAGUUAAUACAAUGCACAACUAGAGAAGGCAGUGUAGGAGAUGAUGCUUGCCUAAUACUCAAUUAGAACAUUCAUCUGGGAGUGGUUUGAAAGUUGGCACUGUUUUAGACCUCAUUCCAUCAGCUGUAGGCAAUGUAUGACCCUCCAAAUGCUUUGACCUUCAUUUUACAUCAGCUCUACCCAGCCUAUGUUGAAGGACCAUAGGAAUUGUAGGCUAAAACAUCUGGAGCGCAAGAAGUUGCCCAUUUUUAACAUAGAACAUGGAUGCCUUAUUAGCUCUGCUGGUGCCAUUUAUAAGCAAUAGGAUUUGGAAGCCUUUUUGCUAGUCAUACUUGUCCAUCUAUCUUAGUCUUUUCACCUUCACAAAAGGUGUCUCUUUAAUAACAAUUUCUAUUAAAUGCCUUGGUUUGUAUCAUACUAUAACAGUCCAUCAUUGUGAUGGAUCUCAAGGAUGCUACACAGUCUUAGUUUCCCAUGAUCUACAGUAUAUUAUGUAUUAAUUAUCCUUUUUACAAAAAGGUUUUCCCUUAUAGAUAUAAUACUUUGAUGUGAUAGAACUAUUUAAAUACUGUCAAUACUUGUAAACUGUCUCAAGAUGCCAGUAGAUGGAUGGUCUAUAAAAGCUUUAAAUACAUACAUACAUUUUGAACAUAAAUAGUAAGUCCUGGCAGUUUUGAAUACAAAUAUUAAGUUCAAGUUUGUUCUGUUGAUAUUUAAAAUAAUUUGAGAGUAAGUGCAAAACCUUGACUGCAGCUUAAGAACAGACUCAGACUCCAGUGUUCUUUUGAGCUGUUGACAGAUGUGGAAAAAUGUAGUCUCAGUUCCCAAACACAAUUCUCUUCCCUUUUUAAUGCAAACUAUGAAGGAUAACUUCUUGUAUACUGCAAUAUGUCCAGAAACACCACUGAGCCACUGAUGUACCGUCAUCUUUAAAGAAAAAUUGAGUGUGGAUUUGAAGUCGACAAGUGAUGAAAGUAGCCCUGAGGUUGUCAAUUAGGAAGCAAGGGCCUGGAAUUGGAGGCAUUCUCUUCUGCCUUUCAUGGUUUCUAAGAAUCAACAGCACUCAACACAUUCUCAAAGCUACAUACCCCGGAGGGCUGUACUCUAUGUACCUGCAGAUGAUGAACGAAAGAUACAAAAGAUUCCAUCUCUCCAUGUGGAUUGUGCAGUGCUGGAUUGUGAGGAUGGUGUUGCUUUGACUAGGAAGGCAGAAGCAAGAAUUAAAACUGUGAAAGCACUUGAAGAAUUUGACUUUGGUCAGGCAGAGAAAUGUGUUCGGAUCAAUUCUGUAUCCAGUGGUCUUGCUGAAGAAGAUAUGAAGGUCAUUUUGAACUCCAACAUUCUUCCUACAAGCUUAAUGCUACCCAAAGUUGAAAGUGUUGAAGAAAUAAGAUGGUUUGCAGAGAAAUUUGCAUGCCACUUAAAAGGCAGAACACUUGUAGAACCUAUGCGUUUCAUCCCUUUUGUGGAAACAGCAAUGGGGUUGCUCAAUUUUAAGGCAGUUUGUGAAGAAACUCAGAUGUUGGGACCCAAAGUUGGCCUUCAUCUGGAUGCAGUAGUCUUUGGAGGUGAAGAUUUCCGUGCCAGCAUAGGUUCAACGAGUAGCAAGGACACCCACGAUAUUCUUUAUGUCAGGCAAAAAAUUAUUGUCACAGCAAAAGCUUUUGGCUUACAGGCCAUAGACCUUGUAUAUAUUGACUUUCAAGAUGAAGAGGGUCUCUGCAAGCAGUCGAGAGAGGGUGCCUUAAUGGGCUUCACUGGUAAGCAGGUGAUUCACCCUAAUCAAGUUGCUGUUGUCCAGGAACAGUUUUCACCCAGCUCUGAAAAAAUAAAAUGGGCACAAGAACUGAUUGAAGCUUUUGAACAGCAUCAACGCAUAGGAAAGGGUGCCUUCACUUUCCGUGGCAGCAUGAUAGACAUGCCAUUACUGAAGCAGGCCCGGAACAUUGUUACACUUGCCACAGCCAUCAAGAAAAAAUGAUCUGCUAAAUGAACUUUCCCACGGGGGAAAAGCUGUUUAAAGAAGGAUCAUUUAAUACUCAAGAAAGAAAAAUCUAACAGUUCACACUUCAACAGAACUCUGUUUACAAGUCCUACCACUUGUCAUAUAUUUGUCUUACUGUGAACCAUAGUGGCAAGUUUGAUACCCCUUUCCUUACUGUUAUGACAGAACUAAAAACAAAAUCAACUCAUUUGGGAAAUGGGCCCAUUAAAAUCAAUCAACAACAUGGA
This is a messenger RNA of Varanus komodoensis (Komodo dragon), 7144 nucleotides long. It is a transcript of the gene CLYBL, whose product is annotated as citramalyl-CoA lyase. The record is from RefSeq and is a predicted model, not a curated record. Bases 5952 to 6893 code for a protein of 313 amino acids. The transcript is spliced from 8 exons. Gene Ontology annotation, biological process: regulation of cobalamin catabolic process. Gene Ontology annotation, molecular function: (S)-citramalyl-CoA lyase activity. NCBI's taxonomy places the organism in Eukaryota, Metazoa, Chordata, Lepidosauria, Squamata, Varanidae.